Molecule: messenger RNA, 2115 nt
Organism: Salvia hispanica
Lineage: Eukaryota; Viridiplantae; Streptophyta; Magnoliopsida; Lamiales; Lamiaceae
Product: putative protein phosphatase 2C 60
Biological process (GO): protein dephosphorylation
Molecular function (GO): cation binding; protein serine/threonine phosphatase activity
Source: RefSeq, a predicted model, not a curated record
UUUUGCAUUUCUCUCCUGCAUAUUGUUUCUCUCUCUAGAUUGACAUUAUUUAGCUCUCUCUCUAGAUCUUCGCUAUUUGGAAGAGAGAGAGUGGAGCCCGAACCUGGUCCUCUGCUUUGCUGGCUUCAAGCUCUCCAUUGUUGGUUUCUAAUGGGGUUUGUCUGAUGAGAUAGACCAGAGUUCAGUUACCCCCAAUCAACACAACCAUAAUAUUAAUAUCAAUCAUAUCAUCACAAUCGAAUUGCUGCGCAGAAAAGAGGGAUAAGACUGAAAGGAACAAAAAAUCCUUAGAGGAGAAAGUUCAUUUUGAAAAUUUCCUAAUUUCCCCCUUUUUGAGGUGACGGACCCACAGAUCUACGCCGUUUUUUCACUUUCAGAUCUUCGUUUCCGUUCACUCAGCUCUGAAGGUAACUUCCGUAGUAAGACUUCUAGCUUGCAUUUCUGCUUCGUGGAGGAGGCUUUGAUAUAAUAUAAGUUCACAAUUGGGUUUAAUUAAGGUAAGAGAAGUUGGUUUUGGGAGGUUGGUGAAUGCGAAUAAUUUGGAGGGUGGUCUGGAUGAGAUGAGGGGAUGUUAUCCGGGUUAAUGAACUUUUUAAGGGCCUGCUUUCGGCCAAGGGCGGAUCGUUAUGUUCACUCGGGUUCUGAAGCGAGUGGUCGUCAAGACGGGCUUCUAUGGUACAAGGACCUUGGCCAACAUUUUAAUGGAGAGUUCUCCAUGUCUGUAGUUCAAGCUAAUAAUUUACUUGAGGAUCAGAGCCAACUGGAAUCAGGGUGUUUGAGCUCGAACGAGACAGGUCCAUAUGGCACUUUUGUGGGAAUAUAUGAUGGACAUGGUGGUCCAGAGACCUCGCGGUUUAUCAAUGAACACCUCUUCCAACACCUAAAGAGAUUCACGGCGGAGCAUCAAUCCAUGUCAGUGGAGGUUAUUAAGAAGGCAUUUCAGGCCACAGAAGAUGGUUUCUUCUCAGUUGUCAGCAGACAGUGGCCCUUGAAACCACAGAUUGCAGCAGUUGGCUCGUGCUGUCUAGUAGGAAUCAUCUGUGGUGGAACUUUAUAUGUUGCCAACCUUGGCGAUUCCCGUGCUGUUUUAGGGAGACUUGUCAAGGCUACUGGGGAAGUGCUUGCAAUUCAACUCUCGGCAGAACAUAAUGCAAGUAUAGAAUCUGUGAGGCAGGAGCUGCAGUCUUUGCACCCUGAUGACUCGCACAUUGUAGUUUUGAAGCAUAAUGUAUGGCGUGUCAAGGGUCUCAUUCAGGUCUCCAGAUCAAUCGGAGAUGUGUAUCUGAAAAAAGCUGAAUUCAACAGAGAACCAUUAUACCAAAAAUUUAGACUUCGGGAGCCAUUCAAAAGACCGAUUUUGAGUGCAGACCCUGCUAUUACAGUGCACCAGCUGCUGCCUCAAGAUCAGUUCAUUAUAUUUGCAUCAGAUGGUCUUUGGGAGCACCUGACCAAUCAAGAAGCAGUUGAUAUUGUCCAAACCCAUCCGCGUAGCGGAAGUGCUAGGAGAUUAGUGAAAACAGCAUUACAAGAGGCGGCUAAGAAGAGAGAAAUGAGGUAUUCGGACUUGAAGAAGAUAGACCGUGGGGUCCGCCGACAUUUCCACGACGACAUCACCGUCGUGGUGUUGUUUCUCGACUCACAUCUAGUGAGCCGUGCUAGUUCAGUUCGGAGUCCUAGUGUAUCUGUUAAAGGGGGUGGCAUCACCGUGCCUCCCACUUUCCUCGCGCCGGCUGAACCCGCGGCCACCUGACCCUGCUGGCCGCCCCCAUUUGCUAAUGUUAAUGACAUGUUGUACAAUCGUCAUGUGAAUACAGGUAGCCUCGAUGAUAAGAGCAGCCGUUGAAUUCUUUAAAAUGUACACUGUAACUUUUUUUUCUUUUUAUUUUUAACCGGAGACUAAUACUUGGCAUAGUUGGAAAUGCCGGGUAAAAAAAAAGCAGUCUUGAAGGUGAAGAUGAUUAUAGGAGAGCUGUGUUUUUCUGGGCCAACGUCCCUUUUUCUUACAUUUCUUGUUUCGUAUGUCAUUCAGCUUCACUUUUAAUCUAUACUUAUUACUUUUGUAAAUUCUUGGAUCUCCUAGCUUAAUGUCCUGAUUUAGUUCUUGUUAAAGUUACA